Molecule: messenger RNA, 2040 nt
Organism: Crotalus tigris (Tiger rattlesnake)
Lineage: Eukaryota; Metazoa; Chordata; Lepidosauria; Squamata; Viperidae
Gene: FGF22
Product: fibroblast growth factor 22
Exons: 3
Coding region: 675-1241 (188 amino acids)
Biological process (GO): positive regulation of protein phosphorylation; regulation of cell migration; positive regulation of cell population proliferation
Cellular component (GO): cytoplasm
Molecular function (GO): growth factor activity; fibroblast growth factor receptor binding
Source: RefSeq, a predicted model, not a curated record
UUGAAAUCCAUCUGUGUUAACAUUGGCAAGGUUGAGAUACACACGGUUCUACAGUAAUUGCAUCUGUUCCAUUCACAUUCUUUCUUGCCUAUAAGCUAUGAUUCCGAAAGAGUCCUAUGAAUGGAAGAUACUCAUGCUUGGCUCCGCCUUUGGGUUUAAGCUAUUGGCUGGAGGCAGAUUCAGUCACACACCCCUUCUGGGGAGCAGGAGGAAACAAACAUAGAUGUGCAUUUUUUCUUCUUAUGUCAGUAUUAAAACCGGCUAGCAUGAGGUAGCACCUUCACGCCUCUCUCCGCCACAGCUGGUUCAGCUGUCAGGAUCCUCUUAGUCCUUCCCUGGAGCCCCUAAACUGAUCUCCGCUGAAAAGCCGGGCUAAAAUCACAACUUGAGCAUCGGAGACAACUGUACAACUCCCUGAAUGUUUGAUGCUCUUCCUGUUUGCACCUGCUGAGAACUUCGACCAGACGACUGACAAGCCACUCCAACCAGUCUCCUGCCUAUUUUGUUAAAGACUUUCCACCAUGGCCCCAGAUGGAAGAGGCUCCUGGUGGUGAUGGCCCUAAGACCUCUGGAUUUAUUCUAAGCUCCUUGCCAGCUGACACCCUGAAGCCACAUGGUUGUCUUUGCCCCUCUGGAAGCUGAACAGAUUCUCCUGGCAUACGGCCUAGAGGGCCAUGGGUUUGUGGAACCCACUAACCAGCUGGACUUUUGGAUUCUCCUUGAUGACCCUCCUGUGGGCCACGUCAGCCAGGGAACCCAGAGACUCAGUUCAGCAAGUAGAUACCACGUGUCCCUGGCCGGAUGUUCACCGGCACGCACGGAGCUACCACCACCUGGAAGGUGACGUGCGCUGGCGGCGUCUCUAUUCCUCCAAUCAUUUCUUCCUAUGCAUUGGUGGUGAUGGCAAAGUCGAAGGGACACGGCGGAAAGAGAGCCUGAACAGCAUUGUGGAGAUCCGUUCUGUACAGGUGGGAACCGUGGCCAUUCGAUCCAUCCACAGUGGAUUCUACUUGGCAAUGAACCGAAAAGGAAAAGUCUAUGGAACGAAAGCAUACAGCCCCAACUGCAAAUUCAAGGAACGUAUUGAAGAGAAUGGCUACAAUACCUACGCCUCUUUCCACUGGUACCACGAAGGGCGACCCAUGUUCCUCUCCCUCAACAGCAAAGGACUGCCACGACGAGGGACGAAGACCCGCUGGCAACAUCUCUCCACCCAUUUCCUGCCAAUGCUCGUCUCAUGAUGGAGGAACACUCUGGACUACUUGCUCAACUGUACACUACUAUUUUUUCUUCUUUUUACGACCCCUGUAAUCCCUUAAUUCAGGGAAGAGCUGGGGCACCUGGAUGGAGCUGAGCGUUUACUGGCCAGAUGCCCUUCCUGACGCCUAUGUGGAGUUUGCAGCAGAUAUUUUCUCUUUCUUCCCUGAGAAACAUCCGUCACUACCUGGGAUUGAACUCUCAACCUUCCGAGUGGGAGGCAAGCAUCUUCACCACUAGGCCACCAUGCUGCUCAACCAUGCACUACUAUAUGAUGUAUUUAAGAAUUGUUGGGGGGGAGGUGGGAAGGAUAUAUUUAUUUUUUGUAAAGAAAAUAAGAAAAUGAAGGAAAAUCAGCUUGGAAUUCAACAGAAUAAAGACCAUUAGGAAAGACGAAAGAUGUCAAAACAUAUUUGCUUUCUCUUCGCUAUGUAUUUUACCUUUCUGCCUUCUUGAAUCUGUGAGCAAAAUUAAUCUUGAGGGCCUACCAAAGGUGGCUGGCAGUAGAGCAGCUCCCUUUUUCCUGGAAAUGCCCCACCCCCAUCCCAGGGUGGAGGUCCAGUCUGCUGCCCGCUAGGCAUAGAGAGUCCAAAGGCUCAUGUCUCCCUGCCUGCUUUGAUCAGCAGCACAAAAGUUGACAAUCUUGGCAGCCAGCAACUAUGAGUCUGGGGAGGGUGAUGCAUCACAUCUGUGGGCAGGGGUAGGUUUUUCUGGUUUUGCACGAUUUGGGUAAAGCACAAGGAAGGAAGUGUCUGACUGCCUGUCUAAAUCAGUGAUGGCAAA